This is a messenger RNA of Xyrichtys novacula (pearly razorfish), 5843 nucleotides long. NCBI's taxonomy places the organism in Eukaryota, Metazoa, Chordata, Actinopteri, Labriformes, Labridae. The record is from the annotation of a GenBank genome assembly.
GUCUCCACGUCGUCGCUAAAUCGUUGAUUUGUAUGGGAACCGGGACUAAGGAAGGACAUCCUGACUUAAUGUAGCCGCUGUGAUUUGGGGACACAAGGGGCCCGUGUUUUGUGUUUUUUUUUUUUUUUUACAGAUAGACAGCAGUUGUUAUUUUGUUAUUUUCUUAUCCAUCUCUGGGAGGAUUCAGGGGGCUUCUCCAGAAGGAGGUGGACUCUCCUCUCAGCCAUCUUGCCUGCUGCUCGCCGCCCUAAAGGCUGCUUUCUCUCCUCCUUCCCCUCAGCUGAAAGUAAACACGGCUUGCACAUUGCUUGCAACUCUGUGCAAGAUCCUGAGAGAAGUGAGAUGGGUUCGCUGUGCGACAUCUGAGCGAAGCGGAGAGGAAGGCAGAGGAUUUAUUUCUGUUUGGAUCCAGAGCAGAAGAGGGGGGACACGACGCGCCGGAGCGAUGGACCUGUUUGGGAUUUACCUGCUUCUGUCUCUCGCUCUUUUACCCCGAUCCAGCUGCACCACAGCCAAGGAGAUCACCUGCCAGGAGAUCGCCGUGCCGCUGUGUAAGGGGAUCGGCUAUAACUACACCUACAUGCCCAACCAGUUCAAUCACGACACGCAGGACGAGGCGGGACUAGAGGUGCACCAGUUCUGGCCUCUGGUUGAGAUCCAGUGUUCCCCGGACCUGAAGUUCUUCCUGUGCAGCAUGUACACCCCGAUCUGCCUGGAAGACUAUAAGAAACCUCUCCCGCCGUGCCGGAGCGUGUGUGAGCGAGCCCGGGCCGGCUGUGCGCCUCUAAUGAGGCAGUACGGCUUCCCCUGGCCGGACAGGAUGAAGUGUGACCUGCUGCCGGUGCAGGGGAACCCGGACACCCUCUGUAUGGACUACAACAGGACUGACUCCACCACAGUGUCCCCUGUCCUCUCCAAACCCACCAACCAUCCCGGAAAGGGUUACAAUCCUCCUAAAAAUAAGCCGAGCCGCCCCGGCGCGCCUGGGAAAUACAAGCCGCCUGGAGCGCCGUGUGAGCUGGGCUGCAAGUGUCUGGAGCCUAUGGUGCCGGUGAACACGGACCGACACCCGCUCUACAACCGCGUCAAGACGGGUCAGAUCUCAAACUGUGCUAUGCCGUGCCACAACCCUUACUUUACGCACGAUGAGCGGGCUUUCACCGCCUUCUGGAUCGGACUUUGGUCUGUGUUGUGCUUCGUGUCAACUUUUGCCACUGUUGCCACUUUUCUCAUAGAUAUGGAGCGCUUUAAGUACCCAGAGAGACCCAUCAUCUUCCUCUCUGCCUGCUACAUGUUCGUGUCCAUCGGUUACAUCGUCAGACUGAUAGCGGGACAUGAGAAAGUUGCCUGCAACCGGGAGUUCGACCUGGAGCACAUCCACUAUGAGACCACCGGCCCUGCGCUUUGCACCGUGGUUUUCCUCCUCAUCUACUUCUUCGGCAUGGCCAGCUCCAUCUGGUGGGUCAUUUUAUCUCUGACCUGGUUCCUCGCUGCUGGGAUGAAGUGGGGCAACGAGGCCAUCGCCAGCUACUCCCAGUACUUCCACCUGGCCGCCUGGCUCAUCCCCAGUAUGAAGUCCAUCGCGGUGCUGGCGCUUAGCUCCGUGGACGGGGACUCUGUUGCUGGUAUCUGUUACGUGGGGAACCAGAACUUGGACAACUUGAGGGGCUUUGUUUUGGCCCCUUUGGUGAUAUAUUUAUUUAUAGGCACUAUGUUCCUCCUGGCUGGAUUUGUGUCUCUGUUCCGGAUCCGCAGCGUUAUUAAACAGGGGGGCACAAAGACGGACAAACUGGAGAAACUUAUGAUAAGAAUCGGCAUCUUUACGGUGCUCUACACUGUUCCAGCCACUAUCAUUGUGGCGUGUUACUUUUACGAGCAGCACAACAGGCAGAGCUGGGAGAUCACACACAACUGCUCGAACUGUCUGCUGGAGAGGGACCGCAGGAGUCCGGACUACGCCGUUUUUAUGUUGAAGUACUUCAUGUGCCUUCUGGUGGGCAUCACGUCCGGAGUGUGGAUCUGGUCCGGGAAAACUUUGGACUCGUGGAGGACUUUUUGCACGCGCUGCUGCUGGGGGAGCAAGGGCACGAGCGGCUCCAUGUAUAGUGACGUUAGUACCGGACUGACGUGGAGGUCAGGCACGGCCAGCUCCGUGUCCUGCCCCAAGCAAAUGCCAUUGUCCCAGGUUUGAAUGAGGGAGAAAGCAGCUUAUGAGGAGUGCUAAUUGUUGGGGAGAUAACCCAUCACUCCCUGUCUGAAGCAAUUUGCAUUGUAAUGAACUGCUGCUUUAUUCCCCCCAAAACUCACCUCUGCAGGGAGAGCUGGCUAAAACAAUGUACCUGGUGAUCACACACACCUCUCUGAGUAGAAGGGUUAGAGGUACUCACAAAAUCUGGGCAUUAUCUGAGACAGUCUGGCUCCUCACCAGCUCCAUACAAAGAGUUUUCAUUUAAGAGUGCCAGUUCAUUUUGUACAACUCAACAGGGGUGGAUAGAGGACUAAAACACUUCUCAAUUAAAAGUACAGCUACUUAUAUGACAUUUCACUCUAGCAGAGGAAAAACUACCAGUCUGGGAAGUCAUUAGGUACUGGAAUUAAAGUUCUUACUUGAAACACAUUUUUGUAUCCCCCUAAAUUGUGAAAAAAAAAAAAAACUCUAGAGUUAAACAUCAGAAUUGAAUUGUGAAAUGGGUUUGACCGUGCAGCUGUCCAGGGUGAAGUUAUUGAAGUUUUUUUUUUUUUUUUGCAGCAUAUUUUGUCAGGAUUACACUUUUUACAGCGUGUAUUCAAAGCUGGAUGUGCUGAUUAUCACGAACUAUAUCGAGAACUUCAAAAUGGGUGCAAAUGCAACAUUUUCAUGUUAUGUCUCGAUAAAUAUAAUUACUUCAAGCUAUUUAAUGAUGCAAUUUUAGCUUUAAAAGUGUUUAGAUAAUUUGACCAGAACUGAGACACGUCCAUUUGGUGAGUUUUUUAAAGUGUAAACAUCGCCCAAUCAGCUGGUUGUUGUUGAAAAGUUGGCCAGUGUUUAGAUGAACUUCAUUUUACUAGUAAUGCCAUUUUAAAUUGCUCAGAAAAGUGCAAGUGCACAAAAGCUACUGGAUCAGUAAAGAGAGUAAAUGUAUGUUUCUUUCCACCCCUGCAUAUCUGUCAUGUCAAAGAUGGUUUAAAUUAAGCCUUAAAAGCGCCCAACUAUUUUACGGGUCCUCACUUUUUUGUAAUUUCAAGUGUAUUUAUACAAAAAAUAUGUAAAAACCUGUACAUUUGUGUAUAAAAGAAAACUUUAUAAGCUAUACUGUAAAUUUGUACAAAGUGUAGAUGUCUCUUUUUGUGAGAAAAAGCAAAUAUGAACUUUAUUUUGACAAUAAAACAUUUGAUAAAUCUGAACUCUCUCCGGUGCAGUGUUUUCACCCUGUGCAGGGCUCAGAGUUUUGAAGAGUCCCGGCUCCAGAGAGGAAGCCCUUUUAACCAUCAGAGACCAGUAAUUAGAGGCAGGGGUUGAGUUGGAGCAUCUCCAUAAUUGUUAAAGUCCUCUUCACAUGCCUGCCGAAGCCGGCUUUCUUAAUUUAGUAAAAAGAGGGAGUGUUUGAAUGGGGGGCAUAAAUGCAGGGAACAGACCCUUUUCAUCUGCACAAACUUUGAUCUUUCUUUUCCAGCAGCCCAGAAGAAAGGUGGUGUGUAUUGGGAGUGUCUGUCUGAUGUGCCAAGGUUCCCCCUAAAUGUCCUCAUUUGGAUGCUUUGAUGGACGUCCUGCUAUUCAAAGAGCGUUUGGGAGCUCUCUUUUCUGGGUUUGUCAGAGCUGAAACCUGCCAGAGCCCCCCGCGUCUUGUGUUUGAGUUUUUUUGCUCAGUGCCUGAAUUGAAACAUCUUCUCCCUCAGCUCAAGCUGUGUCAGCGAGUGCAGGGGCUUUGACAUGAAUGAUAUUGAAAAAGCAAUGAAAGCCCCACAGGUGGUCUGUUCACAUGAUCUCACAUCUUAGGGGCCCUAAUCGAGGAGUUUUUCGUUACAAAUGUAUCUGCUUUAGUCCCAAUUAACCCAGUGAGCUGGCAGCAGGAUGAUACAGUGAAACCAGGAGUAGAAAUGUCUUUGAUUUUCUGGUCAAUGGUGACAGAGGGCUUUAUACUGACUGCUUUGUUUCAACUUUACACUCAUGCCGGAGGUUUGAACCCUGAAUCAUUCCUGUCAGUGCAAAGAAGACAUGCAUUUGUGGUUGGAGUGAAUCAGAUAAAUAAAUCCUGCAUCUGUCCCGUCAGCAGGGACGUCAAAGAGGACAGAGGUGAUUGCAAAAUGCACUUGUUUCUGACGCUUCUCCAGCUCUAACUGGUUUCAGGGCUUUUAUAAAGUUACUCAAGAACAAGUUUGGGAGUUUAAACUUUGCAGAUUUGUGCAUAAAACUGUUUGGUUCAGAUCCACACUUGUGAAUGCUUUGAUUUUUUUUUUUUUUUUUUUGUAUAUAUUGUCCCUGUUUCUUUCAGUCAUGAAGUUUGUUUUUAAGGUGUUUACCUCAAAAACCUCAGUCAGUCUGUCACCGCCUGCCUCUCAGAUAGCAGAGACAUUAGCCCACAGCCCCACCUACUGGCAAAAGCAGCACUACACACCUCAGAGUGCGGGUCGGGGUCAAGAUAGGAAUAGAAAAGAUAUUCAUGUUAAAGGACACAAGGUUAUCUAACACUCAUACUACAUGAAAGAAAAUGUGAUGGCUGCUGCUCUAAAAUACAAGUUUAAAAAGUACAGAUAUUGUUCUACUUCAGCUCUUCAGGUGUGAGCAUUUACUACUUCGAGGGAUUUGAUGGAGACUUCCUCCUUUUUUCACAUUUAGGAGAAAUAAAUGAGACAAAGAGACAAGUAUUAUUUUUUUAAUGUUCACGACAAAGUCAUAAUGACAAGGAUAAAGUAGAUUUUUGAAUAUUAGUGCCAUGUGUGGGGGAAAAAAAUAAGUUUAGAACAUUUAUGUUUGGACAUUUCCAAUUUGGAAUAUUUGGACCUGUCAAAGUGCACAAUAAAAAACACCUCCUUUUGCUCCUUCUCUUUUAAAACACUUUGUAAUUUGCAUAAACAAACACAGAGUCAGUUUGAAAAAGAAAUGAUCAGGUCUCCAGAGAAGAGCAUUACUUUAACACACAGCCUGUUUUCGUUGGUAACAUCCUACAAGUCAUAAAUCAAAAAAGUGGCUGAGUGACGAAGGGUAUAUUAAAGGUGCAGUGUGUAGUUUUUUUUAGCAGCAUUUAUCAGAAAAAAGAGGGUAGAGAUAGAGUUACAUAUUCACGCAUGUGCUUAAUAUAUAGCAUACAUUAUGGGCAAACUGAUCAGUAGCUUUCUCUCUGAGGUUACCCUUGACUCCCUCAUCUGCUGCUGAUACCUGGCCCCUGUGGCUGGAGUAGAAAAGGCUCACCUGAAGCUCCUCCCACUCUCUCUCUCUACCUGCCACCAGCACAUGCAGCACUAGCCUGGCUGGGCCAUCCAGUUGCGUGAAUCACUUGCCGUUCCAGGAACAGCAAGUGAUUCACGCAACUGGAUGGCCCAGCCAGGUUAAUGCAGCACAGCCUGAUACCUUUUUCCCUUUGUUUGACCAGAUCCUUUUGUCAUUAAUAAACAUAAUUAUUUGCAUUACUGGUCUUAACUCCUUUAUGUUGCUUCCCCCUGAACCAGGGGUGUAAACACAUAGAUUUACCUGAAUUAAAAAAUCUGAGUUUUUUUAUAUCUUCAGGAUGCCAUCUUGCACCACCAUGUUUCUGCAGUAGCACAGAAUGGAGACAGGAAAUGUUGACAUUUUUUGUAUUUAGUGAGUGGCUGCAUCCAAAUGCUUUGAUUUGAAGUAGACACUGGUUAGUGUUGUAAGCAAGGUG